UCACCAUUACGGCUGUUGGCUCUCACGCGAGGCAGCGCGGCUCAAGGUGACUGUACUGCAGAGCCAUUAAAAGUUCGACCGGGGCUCUCAAGAUGAGGGGCGUUGCUGCACGAUCACUGCCGCUCUCAUCGCCUGCAUUGACUUAUCGCCAACCCUUUGGCGCCGACCUGCUCGCCAUAGCGCGACUGUCGCUUCGCGUCCCCCGCGUCUUGACCACGACCGGAAGUCGGCCCCACAUAUCUGGAGACGUCCCGGGUAAACGGUCGUGAAUUGUGGGUACAACCUUGCAGGGCUGACGAGUACGACUGCCUAUAUUUUCGGAUGCCGAUAUAAGACUGUCGGCGACGGCAUGUCCGGGACCAGUCGCCGCUCUGCUCCGCGUGCACCAUGAAGUCGCCGGCGUUGGUCGUCAUCCUGCUCGCCGGCGGCGUCCUGGUUGCGGCCGCGCCCGGCACGGACAAGAAAUACCCGAGCCCUGAGCAGGACGACGUAGGCGCCGGCCGGACCUUCAGCCUCGUCAGCCUGCCGAGCCUGCUUCCGAGCCUCAUUUCUGGGCCCGCGUUCAACCUGUUCAACAUUAACAAGCCCCCGAUCGUGUUCGGCGACCAGAGUCCACCCGGCGCCGGGGGCUUCUUCGGCCUGCCCCCCUCCGUCUGGGUCGUCAACUCGGCUGGCACCUCCAGCGGGUCUCCGUCGGCCACGGCAGGUUCCUCGUGAGCGAUGUCAAAACAGAAUAGUGAUUGUGUGCCAUCCAA
Molecule: messenger RNA, 755 nt
Organism: Frankliniella occidentalis (western flower thrips)
Lineage: Eukaryota; Metazoa; Arthropoda; Insecta; Thysanoptera; Thripidae
Exons: 2
Coding region: 388-717 (109 amino acids)
Source: RefSeq, a predicted model, not a curated record